Messenger RNA from Babesia bovis T2Bo, 1955 nucleotides. Its product is annotated as putative vacuolar ATP synthase catalytic subunit A. NCBI's taxonomy places the organism in Eukaryota, Apicomplexa, Aconoidasida, Piroplasmida, Babesiidae. Gene Ontology annotation, biological process: ATP metabolic process; proton transmembrane transport. Gene Ontology annotation, molecular function: proton-transporting ATPase activity, rotational mechanism; ATP binding; ATP hydrolysis activity. Bases 69 to 1889 code for a protein of 606 amino acids. Gene Ontology annotation, cellular component: proton-transporting V-type ATPase, V1 domain. The record is from RefSeq and is a predicted model, not a curated record. The transcript is spliced from 4 exons.
GAUUCGGAUGUCGACCUUACCUGUGGCAGUAUCUCCGUCCACUGUUCAUUUGUCUUAGAUUUGGCAAAAUGGAAAACACUUCGUGCGGUACUAUUUACAAGGUGUCCGGUCCCUUGGUCAUCGCUGAGAACAUGCCUGGGACUAAAAUGUUCGAGCUUGUUCGUGUGGGUAAACGUGAGAUUUGUGGAGAGAUCAUUAGGAUCGAUGGGAAUUCCGUAUAUAUCCAAGUCUACGAGGACACCUCUGGGUUGCGUGUUGGUGAUCCUGUGAAGAACACUGGUAUGCCGCUUUCUGUGGAGCUUGGUCCUGGUGUUCUCGAUACUGUUUUCGAUGGUACUCAGCGCCCACUGAACAAGAUUUACGAGACAUAUCAGCAGUAUGCGGUCCCUAUUGGUGUGAAUAUGGCAUCGCUCGAUCGCACAAAGCUGUGGGAAUACACGCCAAAUCCUAGUAUUACUGUUGGUUCCAUGGUGACCGGUGGUGAUAUUUUUGGUACUGUUCGUGAGAAUGACAUUUUCUCUAAACACCACAUAAUGAUACCGCCAAAUGUGAGUGGAAAGGUUACGUUCGCUGCUCCUGCUGGGCAGUACACUAUUGAGGAACCACUACUAAAGCUUGACUACCUUGGUGAGGAGAAGGUAUGCAAGAUGUAUCACGUCUGGCCUGUACGUCAGGCAAGGCCGUUUGUCAAGAAGAUCCCUUCAACGAAGCCGUUACUAACGGGUCAGCGUGUAUUGGAUGCUUUUUUCCCAGCUGUUAUGGGUGGUACUUGUGCUGUUCCCGGUGCCUUCGGUUGUGGUAAAACGUGUAUAUCUCACGCCCUGGCUAAGUACGCUAAUACUGACGUUACUGUCUAUGUGGGAUGUGGAGAGCGUGGGAACGAGAUUGCGGAGGUGCUUAAAGAGUUCCCUGAACUGAAGACCAAGGUUGAUGGCAAGGAAGUGAGCAUUAUGAAACGCACUUGCUUGGUGGCCAAUACUUCAAACAUGCCAGUGGCCGCCAGGGAGGCUAGUAUCUACACUGGCAUUACCCUAUGUGAAUACUUCAGGGAUAUGGGAUACAACGCUUGUGUGAUGGCUGAUUCCACCAGUCGUUGGGCUGAGGCUUUGCGUGAGAUAUCAGGUCGUUUAGCUGAGAUGCCUGCUGAUUCAGGUUAUCCCGCCUACCUUGCUUCUAGGCUUUCGGCGUUCUAUGAGCGUGCUGGUACAGCUGAGUGUAUUGGAACACCACUUCGUGAAGGUUCAGUUACCAUUGUUGGUGCUGUAUCUCCACCAGGUGGUGAUUUCUCAUGUCCCGUCACUUCGUCAACAAUGUCCAUUGUCCAGGUGUUUUGGGGUCUUGAUAAAAAGCUGGCGCAGCGUAAGCACUUCCCUUCGGUUAACUGGACCACUUCAUUCUCUAAGUACGAGAAGCAGUUAGAGCCUUUCUUUGAGGAGAACUGCCCAGAAUUCAUCCCUUGUGUCAAGGUACUUAAGAAUGUGCUUCACAAGGAGGGUGAGCUCCUGGAGAUUGUGCAGCUUGUUGGUAGGGACUCGCUAUCUGAGGAUCAGAAGGUGACGCUUGAGGUGGCCAAGAUAAUUCGUGAGGACUUCCUCCAACAGAACUCGUUUACUGACUACGAUUACAAGUGCCCGUUGUACAAAACUGCGGGUAUGCUGAAUUGCAUAGUUACCUUCCACAACGAGUGCCUGAAGGCUAUUGCGGAAUCUGGCAAACGCGGUAACAAGUUGGGUUGGGGUACUAUUUACAACACCAUGAGGGCAACUAUCAACAAAAUCACUGGUCUUAAGUUUAUGGACCCGUUACUCCCCCAGGAAGAGUUUGAGGAGGCUUUCAGGACGAUUAUUGACGAGGUUACUUCGGGCAUGCGCCAGUUGGUCGACAUUUAAUUAGAGGCUAAUCGCCUUGAUUAUAUAGUAUACAUUCAACAACAAUAAAUUUUUUGUUUGUUCAGC